AUGUCGGCAACGACCAUACGAGCACCUCUACAGCUACCGCUUCCCUUUAUGAAAUCGUACUUAAAUUAUCACCGACUUCCUGUUAAUCCCCUUAUCUGCCCUCCAUCUGCUCUGCUAUUCGCUUCCCAAUCCUCGAAUGACCGUUGGAUUUCCGGUUUUGUUCCGUCUACUUGGAUUUUUUCUUUUGGUCAACAAAUCGUCCUUUUUUGGGAAUUGAUUGAAUCGGAUUUAGAAAGGCUGCUGAAAGUGGAUUUACAAAGUUCACAAACACUUCCUAAGCCUGUAGCUGAUCCCAAGAAGCUGCCAAAAUGGAAUUAUGAUGGAUGGAACACUGGUCAAGCUCCUGGUGAGGACGGCAAUGUCAUAUUCUGA
Messenger RNA from Lactuca virosa, 372 nucleotides. NCBI's taxonomy places the organism in Eukaryota, Viridiplantae, Streptophyta, Magnoliopsida, Asterales, Asteraceae. The record is from the annotation of a GenBank genome assembly.